Molecule: messenger RNA, 3487 nt
Organism: Hyla sarda
Lineage: Eukaryota; Metazoa; Chordata; Amphibia; Anura; Hylidae
Gene: NAA15
Product: N-alpha-acetyltransferase 15, NatA auxiliary subunit
Exons: 20
Coding region: 261-2858 (865 amino acids)
Biological process (GO): N-terminal peptidyl-methionine acetylation
Cellular component (GO): cytoplasm; NatA complex
Molecular function (GO): protein-N-terminal amino-acid acetyltransferase activity; protein binding
Source: RefSeq, a predicted model, not a curated record
GGAAGCCGUCCCUCCUCCUUCCGCCAUUUUGGCCUAUGCUUCUUGUCGGGUCUGUUCUCUUACCACGUGAAGCACCCGGCCGGGGCCCUGACAGGCCCGGGAGGAGGAGAGGAAGCAGCCACGCCGGUGUAGGCAGGAGCGGUGACACCUGUCCUGUCCCAGGCGCCCAGUGUGAGUCCCCGAGUCAGGACAAACCGAGCGGGUCAGGGGGAGCAGCAGCACGUACGGGCCCGUAAGGACGGGUGAGGAGCGGCCGCGAGAUGCCGAGUGUCAGCCUCCCGCCCAAGGAGAACGCACUCUUUAAGAGGAUCCUGAGAUGUUAUGAACACAAGCAAUAUCGAAAUGGGUUGAAGUUUUGCAAGCAGAUCCUGUCAAAUCCCAAAUUUGCUGAACAUGGAGAAACGUUAGCAAUGAAAGGACUGACUUUAAAUUGUCUUGGGAAGAAGGAAGAUGCUUAUGAUCUUGUACGCCGAGGACUAAGGAAUGACCUCAAAAGUCAUGUCUGCUGGCACGUGUAUGGCUUAUUGCAAAGAUCUGAUAAAAAGUAUGAUGAAGCUAUCAAGUGUUACAGGAAUGCUCUAAAAUGGGAUAAAGACAAUCUGCAGAUCUUGCGGGACCUCUCCUUACUUCAGAUCCAAAUGAGGGACCUGGAAGGUUACCGGGAAACAAGGUACCAGUUGCUGCAGCUGAGGCCUGCACAGAGAGCUUCCUGGAUUGGAUAUGCUAUUGCAUACCAUUUGCUGGAAGAUUAUGAGAUGGCAGCAAAGAUCCUUGAGGAGUUUCGGAAGACUCAACAGACUUCUCCAGACAAAGUUGACUAUGAAUAUAGUGAGCUGCUGCUCUAUCAGAACCAGGUUCUCAGAGAAGCUGAGCUCUACAAGGAGGCACUGGAUCACCUCUGUACCUAUGAAAAACAGAUUUGUGAUAAGCUGGCAGUGGAAGAAACUAAAGGUGAAUUGUUUCUGCGCUUGGGCCGCUUUGAUGAGUCUGCAGAUGUCUACCGAUGUUUGCUGGACAGGAGCCCAGAGAACUGGGCGUAUUACAAGGGUCUAGAAAAUGCCCUUAAGCCUGCCACUAUGGAAGAAAGGUUAAAGAUUUAUGAGGACAGUUGGACGAAGUAUCCCAGGGGUUUGGUGCCAAGACGGUUGCCUUUGAACUUCUUAACAGGUGAAAAAUUUAGAGUCUGUCUGGAUAAGUAUUUGAGGAUGAACUUCAGCAAAGGAUGCCCUCCUGUCUUCAAUACUUUGCGAUCACUGUAUAGUGACAAAGAGAAGGUGGAGAUUAUUGAAGACCUUGUAGUGGGUUACGAUACAUCAUUAAAAAGUUGCCGGCUGUUCAACAUAAACGAUGAUGGUAAAGAAGAACCUCCAACCACAUUACUGUGGGUUCAGUACUACUUGGCUCAGCACUAUGACAAGAUUGGGCAACCUUCUUUAGCCUUGGAAUACAUAAAUGCUGCCAUAGAGAGCACACCGACCCUGAUAGAACUCUUCCUUGUGAAAGCUAAAAUCUACAAGCAUGCUGGUAACAUCAAAGAGGCUGCACGGUGGAUGGACGAGGCACAGGCUCUGGACACAGCAGAUAGGUUUAUCAACUCAAAAUGCGCAAAGUACAUGCUAAAAGCCAAUAUGAUAAAAGAAGCAGAGGAAAUGUGCUCAAAGUUUACAAGGGAGGGAACAUCUGCUGUCGAAAACCUGAAUGAGAUGCAGUGUAUGUGGUUCCAGACUGAGUGUGCACAAGCAUACCGAUCUAUGAACAAGUUUGGUGAAGCACUUAAGAAAUGCCAUGAGAUUGAAAGACAUUUUGUGGAGAUCACAGACGAUCAGUUUGAUUUUCACACCUACUGUAUGAGGAAAAUUACACUUAGGUCAUAUGUGGACUUGCUAAAAUUAGAAGAUGUACUUCGACAACAUCCGUUUUACUUCAAAGCAGCACGGAUCGCAAUAGAAAUUUACCUGAAGCUUCAUGACAACCCCUUAACAGAUGAGAAUAAGGAGCUUGAGGCAGACACUGCCAAUAUGUCUGACAAAGAACUGAAGAAGCUGCGCAACAAACAGAGGAGAGCACAGAAGAAAGCUCAACUAGAAGAGGAGAAGAAGAAUGCUGAAAAGGAGAAGCAGCAGAGAAACCAGAAGAAGAAGAAGGAGGAUGAUGAUGAGGAAAUUGGUGGCCCAAAAGAAGAGCUUAUUCCUGAAAAGCUGGCCAAGGUUGACAGUCCUUUGGAAGAGGCUAUUAAAUUUUUAACACCUCUGAAGAACUUGGUGAAGAACAAAAUAGAAACACAUCUAUAUGCCUUUGAAAUUUACUUCAGGAAAGAAAAAUUCCUUUUGAUGUUGCAAUCUGUGAAGAGAGCGUUUGCCAUAGACCCAAAUCACCCUUGGCUCCACCAGUGUUUGGUCCGUUUCUUUAGUGCAGUAUCCGAGAGCAAAGAACUAAAUGAAUCCGUUAGAACAGUGUUAAAACAAGAGAUGAACAGACAUUUUGGUGAAACCAGUCCUGCAAACUUCAAUAAUGCUUUCUUGAAAGAGAAUAUUGGCUCAAUACCACACAGAUUAUCAGCUGCCAAAAUGAUGUAUUAUCUGGAUCCUCCUAGUCAGAAACGAGCGGUGGAGUUGGCAAUUGCAUUGGAUGAAUCACUCACAAACAGAAGUCUCCAGACGUGCACUGAGGUGCUAGAAGCCUUACGUGAUGGCAGCUUAGGAGACAACAAAGAAGUUGCUGAGUCUUACAGAGCAAGCUGCCACAAGCUGUACCCUUAUGCUUUAGCUUUCAUGCCGCCUGGAUAUGAGGAUGACAUGAGUAUCACAAUUAAUGGAGAUAGUUCUGCCGAACCAGAGGAACUGGCAAACGAAAUGUGAACAGCUGAUAUCGAACAGACAUUGGACCAUAUCAACAAUCUAAUAUUUUUGUCACGCACCUGCUGUAUUGCUCUGUAACUUAUGUGGAGAUUGAAAGGAGUAAAAGAGUUGUUGCCUUUAAAGAUUGUUUUACUUUUUUUUUUUUUUUAAUGUUCUAUAUCCUGCUGCAGAAAAACAUACAAUGUAAGACAGGAUAUGGGUGGAGCGAGUUCUUAAAAUUAACCUUUUGCUGCUAAAAUUUGAAGAGGGAAUAAAAGGUGAAUAAAAUGCUGUUUUUUAAAUGAAUAAUUUAUGGGCACCGUAAGAGGGUGUUACAGUGGUCCGAGCAGGUGUGUGGCAGAAAUAUUAUCUUAACCCCCUUUAAUGAGAGAUCACUGAUCUCAGACAGCACGCUGCCAAUAAUGUCAGAGGGGCCUGCAGCAUAAACUGAGUUCUGCAGACGCCUCAGACGUUGCACAGGGUCAGGUUGCUGUUUUAGCACUGGAUUCUUCUUUUUUUUUUAUUAUUGGCACAAGAGAUACUCUGGGCUAGGCUAUCUGAAAUACUCCACAUGAAAUGCAGUUUGCUGAUAGAAUGGAAGUGUGAUCUACAUGUUAUAUAAUAAAGUGAGUAUCUUGAGAACCUAAGGA